Messenger RNA from Clupea harengus (Atlantic herring), 1691 nucleotides. RefSeq names its product laminin subunit alpha-3-like (gene lama3). Lineage: Eukaryota; Metazoa; Chordata; Actinopteri; Clupeiformes; Clupeidae. Gene Ontology annotation, biological process: regulation of embryonic development; cell adhesion; regulation of cell adhesion. The coding region runs from base 63 to 1691 and encodes 542 amino acids. Gene Ontology annotation, molecular function: signaling receptor binding. The record is from RefSeq and is a predicted model, not a curated record. The transcript has 12 exons.
ACAUUGUGUAACACACCUGACUGUCCUGUGGUCUAGAGUGUGACAUCUGUGUGGUGACCCUGAUGAAGGAUCUGGAGGGGAUGGAUGAUGAACUUUCCCGCCUGAAGUCCAAACUGGGAAAACUGACCGGCAGCAGCAUCCCUCUGGCUCAACUCAAGAAGCUGGAGGAGGCCAUAACUGUUACCAGGGAGCUUCUAAGCAGGCUCAAGGCCUCUGCUGUUUCCCUGGAGCCCAAAGUCAAACAGCUGGAAAUGGACAUGGGCACCAUAGAUGAGGACCUGGUCACCCUGGACAACAAGGCCAGAAAGCUCUUCCCUCAGUCCGAGGAGGUGCUGAAGACUGUGAACCACACCAAGCACAGAAGCCAGGAGCUGCUUAACAGCGUGGGAGAUCUUUUGGACGACAUACAGGACCUCCUGGACCAGAUCGCCAGGGGCAACCACACCAGCGGUCCGGUCUCCGACAAGGAUGCUGUGCGGAUGCUGGGGGAGGCCAAGCACCUGGUUCAGGAGAUGAGGAGACAGAACUGCUCGGGCCAGAGGACCGUGGCCCACACCGAGCUCCGUCAGGCCCAGAACCUGCUUGAUUACAUCACCCGGAACCUCACGGAUCCUUCGAGCACCAAUCAGGCGUUGGCAGACAGGAUCGGGGGAUCUCUCAUGAGAGAUCUGGCCAGACUCAGGGAUCUGCAGAAGGCACUGGAACACGCAGAGGGCGCGCUGAAAAGCACACACAAGCUCAACCACCAGAGCCAGGCCACACUCAGGAGGCUACAGUCUCGCGCGAUGGAACUGAGGGAGUCGAAAGACUCCGUCACCUCCGGCCUGCAGAUGACCAGACAGCUGCUGGGGAAUGUGUCUGACCAGCUGAGCAUGAUGCAGGACAUUAAGACAGAAUAUGAGCAUCUGGCAGCACAGCUGGAUGGGGCAGAGAGCGAUCUUGUUAAGAAACUUGGCUCCCUUUCCUCCUUGGCAUCAGUGGCGGGUCUUGUGCAACAGGCUGAGAUUCACGCUCGAAACCUCAGCGAUCUGGCCAUGGCGCUCUCCAUGAAGCUCCAAAGCGUGGUCAAAGGCUCAAAUGUGCACCACUUCUUCGAGGUCAUCAGGGCGUACACAGAUAUUAUUGAGGCCGUAGAGAAGGCGGAGACUGCAGCCAGAGAGGCCAAGGAGGCGGCAGACAGUGCACUGGAGGAUGUGACGAGGCAAAACCUUAUCAGCCGAGCCUCGAGCCUGAUUGUGGAUGCAAAGAAGCCUGCUGUCCAAAGCCAAGGAGCAGAGAAGAACCUGAAUGACACGGCAGAGGAAUUGGGUUCACAGCAGGAGAGAGUCGGUCGGGUAAAGGACAAGAUGGCCGCCCUCUGGAGGGACCUACAGGCCAGCCAGCAGAACCUCAGCAUGAUCAACAGAGGUGACACAGACGCUCUCCUGAACUCCACCAAGGCAGCUGUGUCGUCCGCCGAGGCCAGGGUCAAGGCCAUGACGACUAGACUGCAGGAAAUCAGUGCUGGCCUGAAGAACAUAAGUGUCCCAUCUGCGGGGGCCGGAUCGGGGGGUUCGGAUCUGGACGGGGUGCUGAACCAGGCAAACAAUGCAUGUGAGUCCCACACAGGCCCCUGGGUCUUAGCACCCUCUGGGUUAGGUGGCCACAGUUCCCUGCCUUUCUAUUUGUACCAUCCCACUGCUACAGCCUGA